AUGGACUUGUCGCAUGUGCAUCCUGGACCAGCCGCGGAUCAGGUAUUAGUGUUACAGGGCGAGCAUAGGUCCUCCUAUAUAUGGGAGGGACAUCUAUUGGAUCGGACUCUCCAUGCCAGGAGAUCGGACGACUUGUGGGAAUUUUUGAAGGGGAGAGUUUUCCAUGCCCGCAUAGUCUAUCGCCUGCGUGCUACGGGCUUCCUUAGAAUUUUUGAGAUUGGGCGGAUGCAGCUCAACUGGUCUCUCAUCACGGCGUUGAUAGAGCAGUGGCGACCGGAAACGCACACUUUUCACCUGCCCACUAGAGAGGCCACCAUCACACUUCAGGAUGUUCCAGGUUUUGUAUGGGCUGCGUGUAGACGGACUGGCCGUUGCACUGCCCCAGGUGAGGCUGCACUUAGAGGGGGCAGUCGCAUUUCUGUGACAGCUAUCAGAGAGCAUAUGGAGGUAUUGCACCUCGUUAUUACCGGCAAAACAGAGGAUAUCCUUAUUGACCGGUACACGAUAUUGGCAUUGUUCCUUCUUUUUGGGGGUGUCUUGUUACCGAACACUUUGGGAAAUCUAGUGAGUAUGCGCUUUCUGCUUCAUCUGCAGCAGCUAGAUGAGUUACCCCAGUACAACUGGGGUGCUGCUGUUCUAGCAUACCUGUAUAGGAGUAUGUGUGGGGCGAGCAUGGGCACCCAGGUUUGGGCCUGGCAGCAGAUUUUGCCGUUGCAGCCACCUCUACCACCACUAGAGCCAGGUGUAUCACCUCCGUUUCUCCCUCUAGCUACGAG
Molecule: messenger RNA, 776 nt
Organism: Nicotiana tabacum (common tobacco)
Lineage: Eukaryota; Viridiplantae; Streptophyta; Magnoliopsida; Solanales; Solanaceae
Source: RefSeq, a predicted model, not a curated record